UCGGUUAAGUUUGACAACCUGGUCCUCUCCGUGACACCUCAAGCAAAAAGCCGCUGUUUACAUUAUUGAGAAACUACAAAAAUAUCCAAGAAUAUCCCGCCAAUCCUAAAAGUUUUUAUUAAAUAAGAAGACGGAAAGCGUCCCUAAACAUCCACUCCAAUGGCCGAAGCCGAUAAAUUGAACAUCGACUCCAUUAUAGCCCGUUUAUUAGAAGUGCGAGGUGCCAGGCCGGGAAAAAAUGUCCAGCUCACUGAGAACGAAAUAAGAGGCUUAUGCUUAAAAUCCAGAGAAAUAUUCCUUAGCCAGCCAAUCCUUUUAGAAUUGGAAGCCCCUUUGAAAAUAUGUGGUGAUAUUCAUGGUCAAUACUAUGACCUGCUUCGUCUAUUUGAAUACGGAGGUUUUCCACCAGAGUCCAACUAUUUAUUCUUAGGUGACUAUGUGGACCGUGGAAAGCAAUCCCUUGAAACUAUCUGUCUCCUUUUGGCCUACAAAAUCAAAUAUCCAGAAAACUUCUUCUUGCUUAGGGGUAACCAUGAAUGUGCUUCCAUUAAUAGGAUUUAUGGUUUUUAUGAUGAAUGCAAAAGAAGGUAUAACAUAAAACUAUGGAAGACCUUCACUGACUGUUUUAAUUGUCUUCCUGUAGCUGCCAUUGUUGAUGAAAAGAUCUUCUGUUGCCAUGGGGGUUUGAGUCCUGAUUUGCAGUCAAUGGAACAAAUUAGGAGAAUAAUGAGGCCGACAGACGUGCCUGACCAAGGAUUACUGUGUGAUCUGUUAUGGUCUGAUCCUGACAAAGACCAAAUGGGAUGGGGAGAGAAUGAUAGAGGGGUCAGUUUUACUUUUGGGGCUGAGGUUGUUGGAAAGUUUUUACAUAAACAUGAUUUUGAUUUGAUUUGUCGAGCACAUCAAGUCGUUGAGGACGGUUAUGAAUUCUUUGCCAAGAGGCAACUCGUUACUCUGUUUAGUGCCCCCAAUUAUUGUGGUGAGUUCGAUAACGCCGGGGCGAUGAUGUCGGUGGACGAAACCCUGAUGUGCUCCUUCCAAAUCUUAAAACCGGCCGACAAACGAAAGUUCCAGUAUAACAUGAACGCGGGCCGACCGGUCACGCCACCUCGCGGCGCCACCAAUAAAAACAAGAAGAAGUGAGAGCAGCCCGCGCCGCCCAGGGAGCAUAUUUAUUAGGAUAAAAACUGAGCGAGAGCGAAUGAUCAUUAGAGAGCAAGUGGACCGUUUAUUUUUAUUUCGUUUUUAAGUUUAAUAGUAGGAAAUUCACACACACACACAUGCAUAAAAAAUGUUUAGGUGUCAUUGUUGUCGUAGUUGGUGGGUCAAUAACUUGUACAAAAAGUUUCGUUUACUCAUUUGAUUGUGGGCGGAAUAUUGAGGUUUUUAGGGUUAUAAAUGAUCUCUUGGCUUUUCUGUCGCUCCCCUAAACUGAAUGUCUUAUUUUUUUGAAACUCUUAAAGGUGUCACGGAAGCAACCAACUAAGUCGAAAAUAUAAGAUAUUACGUUUUGCCCACUUUAACUCUUAUAUCAUAUUAAUAAUGAUAAUAUUAAGUUUACAAACACUCGCCUUCAUAAUCAGUUGCCGCCACCACAUUUCUUGUAGGUUAAGGGCUAAUUUCGAAGCUUUUUUUAAUUCACUCAUACAUGGCCAAAACGUUGUAAUUUGAUUAAUAAUUGUGAAUGUUUUAUGCGGAUAUUUAUGAAUAAAAUAUCGUACGAUAGGUUUUCACGGUAACUGUUGUGGUAUUUUUUUUUGCAUAUUUUUGUUCUGUCCCUGUACAUUUCACUUAUGCGGAGUGCCUCAAAGGAAAACAUACUAGAAACAAUCUUUCUAAAACUCGUUCUGUAUAGUAAAUUGUGCCAAAAACACAUUUUUUGAGGCACUUUCUUAUUUUUAAAGUUUAACUUAUAAAAUCCUAGUUAUUAGUAUUAAGAACUACUGAUGAUCUUUUUAAAAUCAGAGAAAAACAUAAUACAAUAAGGAUAAAACUCGACAAAUAUAGACUGUAAGUUAAAUUAAAUAUUAAAAAAAAAAAACGUCUCAUACUUAAGGGUUAGGCUAAGACAAAUUUGGAAAUAAGUUAUUAGUACUUGCUUGGCAGGUGAACUAAUGAAUCUGAAAACGAGUGUGCGUUGCCAUAACGUCGUAAGUGCCAAAUGGCAAUGGAAAGAGGUAAAUUUAAAGGUAUAUAAUAUCAACAUAAUACAAAAUAAGGCGGUUUUGUUGGUUAGGGUCAAUACAAUCAAAACACUGAGAUCUAUCUGGCGUUUCCUCGUCAUCCUCAGGAUAGCAAAAAUUGACAUAUUUUUGUAUUAUAAAGCAAGAGGUACCUAAUAAAAGCUUAAAAUAUUCUAUCGUGCAAAAUUAUAAUAUCAUCGAAGAAUUUGUUUUGUUUUAAUUUGUGAUAAUUUUUUAUUGUAUUCGACAGUAUUUGAUGAUUAAAUAUUGUAUAUGAACAAGAACAUAGACUAUUUCCUUAUGAUUUAUGUUCAUUACCUUCAAAUUUUGUAUGUUGGAUAUCCAUCUAGCUCAUCAAACUUUAAAGGCCUUACAAGAAAAUUGAACAGUAAUUUAUGACUAUUUCCUUAUGAUUUAUGUUCAUUACAUACAAAUUUUGGAUGUUGAAUAUUCUACAUCUAACUCGUCAAACUAAGGAUUAACAACAGGAUAGAGACUAUUCAAAAUAACUAUUAGAUUGUAUGCUUGGUGAUUACCAUGAAUACUAACGAAAUGACAAAAAAAAUUAUUGUGUGAUGAAACUACACUGAACUUCAAUUAGUUACUAUUUUACGAUAUAGUGUCUCCAAUAAACCAGUGGAGAGAUUCUGGAUAUUUGUAACUUUAAUCAGUGGCACGCCAAAUAAGGUAAUAGCGCAAAGUUGUGAUGGUGCGUCAAUAAUGAGUGGUAGUGUUAAUAGGGUAUAAGAAAUAACGAUAUAUAUUUAUUUGUAAACUUUGUAUAUUGCUAUGCACAUCAAAUUAACCUUAUAAUGAGCAACACGGCUUCAGUUAAUGCUUCUGUGCGAUUUUUUUUUGCUGAAUUGGAUGAGAUAGUAAGUACAUAAAUGAUUACCACGAUCAUCACAAACUAGAUGGAAUAUUUAAUUGUGUGGAGUUACUACAGUUUAUGAAUACUAAAAUCAGCUGAUAAGAGUUGUAAUCAUUGAGCAAGGCGAUGCACAUAAAUUUAGAUUGGAGGAUAGAGAUUUCAUACUUGUACAGUAUUGGCCGUAAUUAUUGCAAUAUUUUUCUUUUUAAUUGGGUUACAUUUUCUAGUUUCUAUGAACAUUUUGUAAAGUAGUAAGUAUAGUCUUAUAAAUCAAACAUUUUUAUUGCUAGGUAAAUAAGUAAACAAAAAUAUGAGUAAAUGACAAAAUUAUUGUAAGAAAUUUAUUUUGUAUAAUAACAUAAACUGAGAUUCAUAACAAAUAAUUCAUUAUCAAUUUUUGGUAUAACAAUAGAUGGUAUAGUUAGCUUUUAUAACAUCAGCACAUCUUUUGGGCAUUAAUUGGACUUAAAUAAAUAAUUAAUAAUAUUCCUAUCAAUGUUGUUCCAUGCCUUAAGCAAUGCUUUGAAAGGUUCAUCUACAUUUCUGAAAUUUGUUUAUUUUUUAUCUCCCAUAAGUCCUCAAUUGGAUUGAGGUUCGGGCUUUGAGCAGGCCACUUAAGAACUUUAAUUUUUUCUUUUUUCAUUUAAUCUUUUACGACCUUAGAAUAGUGUUUGCGAUUAUUAUCGCGUUGAAACAUGAAUGUUAGUGCUAUUGCUCCAUCUGUAUAAGGUCCCUACACCAUACCAUUUUGCCUCGUACGGUGUAGCUGUUUCAAAGCCUGAAAGCGGUGCGCAAUGUGCAUUUUUUAUUUAUUUUUUCAUUUUUGGGACGUGAAACUUACUAUUCCGUCAAUCCCAAACAGAUUAAACCUAGACUUUGAAAAUGACUUUUUUACGUGCCGACCCCGGUAGCACCGUGGGCAAAGUGUUCACGAUGCGAUCGUGUGGUCUCAGGUUCGAAUCCUGGCAUGGGCAUGGUUGUUGGUGUUUGUCUUUCAAAAACACUCGUGGUUCGGAACCCACGUUAAACUGUAGGUCCAUAAUAACCAACAAGAUUGGGCGGACGUUGAAAUACGACGCGAGUCCAUUGUAAUUGAGGAAGAAGAAGAAGACUUUUUUACAGUCAUUAAAGGUCAAGGAUAUUUUCAAAGCUUUGUAAGAUAGUAGUCCUCUUUCAAACGAAUCUUCUUCUGAUUGUACGGUCAGUGAUUCUGAUGCCUCUUGAUUCCUCCAAAAUAUCCUUAAUGUUUAGAUGACGAUAUGAAUGGGUGAUUUUUGGAUUUAAACUGACACAGUUUUACUACGAGUCAUUUUAAAGUUUACUUGGUGGAGACGCAUAAGUCUUGGUAAAUCUUGCAAUAAUUUUAUCCAGGCCAAAAAUUGUUAUAAAUAACAUUUUUGGCGUAUCUACACAAACCGGACUGUCUUGGCGCCAAUAAACUCCUUACUCUUGUAGUAUGAUUUAAAAUUAAAAUCUUGCAGUAGUAAUAAUUAUGGCCAAUACUGUAUAUAUUAUGUACUUCAACACUUUUAGGUUUUAUUGCUCGUUAUUACAAAUUGGAUAUGUUACCAGAAUUACAGUAGUCUUACCUUAAUCUUAAUAAAUGUCCUAACACGUACACUUUGAUAAUAUAUUUUACUUGUUUUUUGUCUUUAAAUAGAUCUUGGUAACGGCAAGCAGCAGAGUGGUUUCAAAUGUUAGUGUGCGGCCACACAUAAAGCUGGUAGCGGAGAAGGUGACUGAGAGUACUUCAGAUACUGGAUCCACAUGUUCGGCGGCAUAUUUUAAUCAGACUACAGUCUUUAUAUAUCCGGAAACCGGGUACAAACACCGUCUCACGAUUUUGUUUUCUUUUGGCCUCUGGAUUCUUCGAUACAUCUACGAGUUUUCGUUUGACCAUAUUUUGGCCUGCUUGAGUGCUUCUAGUUCUUCCAACUCAUUUUUAAAUAGUGAUUCAGUAAGCAGACUUCUUUUUCCUACGCAAAUUAACUGGUCUGAGAGGUUUUAUUACUUCGGGAGAAACAAAUUUCGAUGGUAUUUUUGGUAAUGUAAAGAAUUGUGGUUUUCGACGGCCUGGUCUGGGUCAUAGCUUCCGAACAAAGGAUGUUUAGGAGAUCUCCAUUGACAAGUUUUGGUGUUUGGUGCUCAGCAGGUUUACAUAGUAAAUAGUGAAGUCCACAUAGUAAAUAGCCAAUGGAACUUUCGAUCCUGAUAGCUGCUUUAAAGCUGGUAAUGGCAAAUCAUUAUUGGAGUCCCAUUCAUCUUUGCAGAUGGUUUGAUUUGAAUUUGCUGCAUUUUGGUUACCAUGCCUUUGACCUUUAAUUUGGAUCUGAUUAAUCUCAUACUUUUUUUUUGUUUAUGGUAAACACAAGCACAAGAGGAAAGUCUAUGUCACUCUUGGAGUGGUGCUUGCGCGAAGAUAUUUGUGGGCAUUUAUCUUGAAUCGCUGUAGGUUGUAUGCGUCGGGAAAUAUGUGAGGUGGAAGCCCGUUCCACAAAGAAGAUGUUCUCCAGAUGAAUGAGUCCCGAUACAGCGACGUCCUUAUGGUAGGCAGGUGGACUCGAUGUUGAUGAGCCGCAACUGCUAGACGCGUCCUUCUUGCCGGAACAGCCCUGGGUGCAAUCAGGCCUGCCAGCUCAGAGGAGCACUUACCGUGAUAAUAACGGUAGAAUAAACAGAGAUCAGCCACCUUUCUCCUGUGCUCCAGACUAUCCAGACUCUUUGUCAGUUCUGGUUUGUCGAUAAGACGAAUUCUACUGUAUAGAAUCCAGCUGCUCCAUACUGCUCUUUCAAUUAAAGCGAUUUCCAGCAUAGGCCAAUUCAGCAACUUGAAAUUGAGAGCAUGGUCGACCAUGAUUAUUAACGUGUCAUUUGUCAUAUUCUUGUGCGAAUAGGGCGUUUUUAGAGAUCCGAAAAACUUCUGUCAAAAGUCCCUGCUAUGGGGAGGCAGACUUAAAAUGUUAGUACCCAUUUUCCGACAAUUGCACUCCUACUAAACUCGGGCGACUAGUCCAAAAUAAGUAGAACUAAAUAUUCAAUUUGCAAAAAGUUUGAAAAUGGUCUAUCCAGUCUACGAAUGGAUCACUAUUAAUAAAUCCAGAGUUAGAGACAAGUUGAAGUGUUCCUGGUGGAGCUUUUUAAGUCAUUCCAGGUUUCAUCCGUUUUCAGGUAAAUGCAAUGCAUACAACAAACUGCUGUAAUUAGAUGUUCUUUUUCACUUGAAAACAAUUUUGUCUACAGUGCUUUUUAUUUUAGAACCAAUAACUUUGGGUAAUUCGAUGAGAACGGUUAUGGUUUCUUCACGAUUCUUAACACGCACGAGUAAGACUUGCCUUUUCUGAAGAACGAAGGCUUAGCUUGAAAGAGUAAAUGCAGCCUUUUGCAGCUGAUUUUUUUCGUGAUUAAAUCUAUCUAUGUUCUGUAAACUUGUUUCUCUCAGAAUAUAAUGCCUUAAGUAUAAAUUCGUAAAAAUUGUAUCUAAGUUUCUUCAAUAAUUAGCUAGUUCCUUCUCCGUUGCUGUAGUAAAAACUAAAAAUAGAAGCCCUAAAAGCUAUAGUUUUGAAAGAACCUACAGGAAUUGGUUUGCGUAUUACAGAAAAUAUAGGUUUACAACUUAUCCAAAAAUAUUACAUGAGAGUUGACAACUUUGUCGUUUUCGGUUAACUUAGUUUGCACUGAAGCUUGAGGAUAAAUGGACUAGGCAGUUCGUCCUACAGUGCCAUCUGCAAUUACAAGGCUAAAUUAAGGGUAUAUUAUUGUUACAUGUACUCAUCCUGAAAAUUAGCGUUGUCCAACCAGAUCUGAUUGACAUUAAGGUUCAAUCAGUAAAUCGCAAGCUAUGGUGCUUGAAUAUAAACUGUAUUUAUCAGUAAGGGAUGACUAUUCAUUUGUCUCAUCUUGCAACACCACUACGAAAAUGAACUAACUACUAAAUAUAUUAAUGUUCAAAUCCAACAAACCGCCUCCAAUUAAUAUUAACUUUCAGGAGUAUGUUCUCCGUGAAUGUUUUCACUCCAAAAAGUAUAAAUUUUCCGCAAGUUCCUUGCGCCAAUAAGUAUGAUUUUCUGAAAUAAUUCAGAGCCUUGACACUUAAAACGUUAUAGAAAUGCACGCCUUACACUAAAAAAAGGGACUAUUAAUUAACGUUUCUUUUUCCAAUUUUUGUUUUUUUUUUUAAAUAUUGCGCCUUUCCUUCCAUCCCUCCAUCUGUUUUUUUUUGUUGAGUUCUGAUAGGUAUAAAUAUAUUUUUUUAUAUACCCUUGUUUGUUUUAUUAUUAUUUGCUUUGGAAAAGUGUGAAAGCUGAGGUGGGCCAAGCAAACGAAAAAUAUGUGACCACAUUUUAAAAAAAUGUCUGAUAAGAAUUAUAUAUGGGAAAAAAGCGGUUUAAUUGGGUCUUAAUUUAUCGUAAAUUAUGUUUUUAAUAAAUAUACAAUAUUUA
Molecule: messenger RNA, 7493 nt
Organism: Anthonomus grandis grandis
Lineage: Eukaryota; Metazoa; Arthropoda; Insecta; Coleoptera; Curculionidae
Product: serine/threonine-protein phosphatase alpha-2 isoform
Exons: 8
Coding region: 160-1143 (327 amino acids)
Cellular component (GO): cytoplasm; nucleus
Molecular function (GO): protein serine/threonine phosphatase activity
Source: RefSeq, a predicted model, not a curated record